Messenger RNA from Sinocyclocheilus anshuiensis, 727 nucleotides. Its product is annotated as DENN domain-containing protein 4B-like. The record is from RefSeq and is a predicted model, not a curated record. Gene Ontology annotation, cellular component: cytoplasmic vesicle. Gene Ontology annotation, biological process: regulation of Rab protein signal transduction. The transcript has 5 exons. Lineage: Eukaryota; Metazoa; Chordata; Actinopteri; Cypriniformes; Cyprinidae. The coding region runs from base 68 to 709 and encodes 213 amino acids.
UAGUUUGUCUCGCUCCUGAUGUGUGUGUGUGUGUGUGUGUGUGUCUCAGGUGUGUUACCGUAUCCUCAUGCAGCUGUGUGGUCAGUACGGUCAGCCGGUUCUCGCGGUCAGAGUUCUGCUGGAGAUGAAGCGGGCGGGAAUAACGCCCAACACCAUCACAUACGGAUACUACAAUAAAGCGGUGCUAGAGAGCAAAUGGCCAUCCACCAAUCAGGGAGGGCGUCUUCGCUGGGCGAAGCUUCGUAACGUGGUAUUGGCCGUGGCUCACUUCAGGCAGCCAAUCAAACAGCAGCAGAGGAGUGCAUCAUUCAGCACCCCCGCAGGAGACGUGCUGUCCAAGCCCCGCCCCCACUCUGCUCUGAUUCGUCAGUCCAGCUGGAGCGGGUUGAGUGACAGCUCGAGCCACGAAUCGCUGACGAGUCUGGCCAAGAGUAACAGUCUGAGCAGCGUUCAGGCGUCAGGAGGCAAGGUGAAGCUGUCAAAGCAAGCAGCUGCGCAGACGGCCGCAGCCGGUGCAGACGCAGCCUCACGCAAGCCUCCCGCCGGCCGCCGCAACACGCUGAGUCCUCCGGCGCCUGUGCUUGUGCGCCGCAGCGACGUCUGCCUGUCCACCUUCUACAGAGACUGCGCAGAGAACGCAGACGCAGACUGCAGGUGUCAGCCGGAGAGGGACAGCAGGUACACACACAGACAAAACAAGCAUAAAUGAGAAAUCAAGAUUUUUUUU